AUUUAUUAAAGAAAAACCCAAGAAAACUUCCAAUUCCAUGCUUCCGUUUCACUGUUUGUAAGCGUGAGGCAUCUUUCUCUCUGUCUGUCACCUACCGCUGAUAACUCCAUAACUUCUUAUUAUCCCUCACCUCACCCUAACCCACUACGAACCCUGAAUUCCAUGUCCCAGUAUUUUCUGCAAAUACCUUCUUCCGCAAAAGUAGCGUAUUAUUGUUGUCAUCUGGCGUUAGGGUUAGCCUUUUCAGGUUGGAGGAGGUGUGGUAUCAGAAAGCUCCCCUUGAGCUUAGAUUCAAAGACCCAUUACUACAGAAUACAGAAAACCUGGAUGGGAAACCCAACAUAAUUGCAUAUUUAUCUGGUGUUUUUCACAAUGAGGUUGAUUUGGACUUCCUUUGGGCUUCUCUCAACGUGGGUUCCUGCAUUUUUAUGAUUAGAGAUCUGGCGUUAAGGUGGUUCAGUUAUUUGCCCUUGGGAUUAGUUGUGGAGAAGAGGGUUCAGAGAUCUGGGCCGUGGAACCUUUUCUUGUGAAUCCCGUCGCAGGUUUCUCGCCGUCGGUGAAGGAGAAAUGGCAAAUCUUACUGCUGAGCUAACCAAGAAAACGGUUAUUUUUGGUCUCAGGGUUUGGGUUUUAAUUGCGAUAGGUGUGGGUGUAUUUAUUGUAAUCAUUUUAUCCGUGCUAUCCUUUUGUCUUAUUUUACGGAGGAAAUCCAGAAGGUCCAGCAAUAGGCUUCCCCUUAGCCAAAUCCCAGCUGUUUCAAAGGAAAUCAAAGAGAUUAGGGUAGAUCAAGUAGCAAACCAUGAAGGGAUUAUCCCCACUGUUGAUGAUAAAUCCAGUGAUAAAGAGGCAGAUAAGGUUUUGGUUCAUUUGGGUGUGGCCAAAACAAAGAAUGGAGAUAAUAGCAGUCAAUUGGGCUCAUUUCAUCAUGUGGAGAAAGACGGUGCUGGAUUUCAAUCUGGAGAAGAAAGGAAUUCUGGAACACAUUUUGUCCACAGACAGUCUUCUUCGAAUCCCAUGACUGCUCCAUCACCUCUAACUGGUCUGCCUGAAUUCUCUCACCUGGGUUGGGGCCACUGGUUUACACUGAGGGAUCUAGAGCUCGCAACCGACAGAUUUUCAAAGGAAAAUGUCAUUGGCGAGGGUGGUUAUGGAGUUGUCUACCAGGGCCAACUGAUAAAUGGGACUCCAGUGGCAGUGAAGAAACUCCUAAACAAUCUAGGCCAAGCAGAGAGGGAAUUUGGAGUGGAAGUGGAAGCUAUAGGCCAGGUGCGACACAAAAAUUUAGUUCGGCUACUGGGUUACUGUGUUGAAGGCACUCACAGGUUAUUGGUUUAUGAGUAUGUCAACAAUGGGAAUUUAGAGCAAUGGCUUCAUGGAGCUAUGCGCCAGCAUGGGUAUCUUACUUGGGAAGCCCGAAUGAAGGUUCUCCUUGGCACUGCUAAAGCGCUUGCUUAUUUGCAUGAAGCUAUUGAGCCAAAAGUGGUGCAUAGGGACAUCAAGUCCAGCAAUAUAUUGAUUGAUGAUGACUUCAAUGCCAAGGUAUCUGAUUUUGGGUUGGCUAAGCUACUGGGUGCCGGGAAAAGUCAUAUCACGACCCGAGUUAUGGGGACAUUCGGAUAUGUGGCUCCAGAGUAUGCAAAUUCGGGCCUUUUGAAUGAAAAGAGUGACAUUUAUAGCUUUGGGGUCUUACUUUUGGAAGCAAUUACUGGAAGAGAUCCUGUGGACUAUGGUCGCCCUGCCCAUGAGGUGAAUCUGGUCGACUGGCUCAAGAUGAUGGUUGGCAGUAGGCGCUCCGAAGAAGUAGUGGACCCAAAUAUUGAGAAAAGGCCAUCAACUAGGGCCCUCAAAAGAGCCCUUUUGACUGCUUUAAGGUGUGUCGAUCCGGACUCACACAAGAGACCAAAGAUGGGCCAAGUUGUUCGCAUGCUCGAGUCAGAGGAAUAUCCUAUACAUCGAGAGGAUAGGAGACAACGAAGGAGUCAAGCGGGGAGCUUAGAGGUUGAUUCACAGAGAGAGAAUUCUGACACUGAUAGAAGUGACAACCUGGAAUUCAGAUCUGAAAGCAGAAGGAACAAGCGGAUGUAAUUAUAGCAGUGAACAUCUGACAAUUCAAGGAAUAUGUAGAAGGUGAUACAUACAUUCUCUGACCACUUCCAUUCUUGGGCUUUGCUUGUGUAAGAUCAGACAAAGAGGGAAACGUGGACUACUGGAUUAUCAGCAGUGGAAGUGGAUUGUUGUUCGCUCUUGGGCGACUUUCUUCGUACCCGUAGAUUUUGGAGAGGAGAUUGUUUUGUGUGUGCUAGAUGUUACAACGAAGAACCCAAAUCACCAUUGGUGUGUACAGAUGUUUGCUCAUGGAGGAUUCUUAUAAAAUCAUUUUCCUGUGAAAAUGAAAUUUUUGUGUUAUACAUAUAUACAUAUAAGCAUUUCUGUUGGUGUUGAAGGAAACAGUAGUCAUUUUGCAGCA
Macadamia integrifolia is the source of this 2467-nucleotide messenger RNA. Its product is annotated as probable receptor-like protein kinase At5g18500. The transcript has 8 exons. NCBI's taxonomy places the organism in Eukaryota, Viridiplantae, Streptophyta, Magnoliopsida, Proteales, Proteaceae. Gene Ontology annotation, biological process: protein phosphorylation. The record is from RefSeq and is a predicted model, not a curated record. Gene Ontology annotation, molecular function: protein kinase activity; ATP binding. The coding region runs from base 568 to 2085 and encodes 505 amino acids.